Molecule: messenger RNA, 7301 nt
Organism: Schistosoma haematobium
Lineage: Eukaryota; Metazoa; Platyhelminthes; Trematoda; Strigeidida; Schistosomatidae
Product: Zinc finger CCHC-type and RNA-binding motif-containing protein 1
Exons: 14
Coding region: 316-4947 (1543 amino acids)
Cellular component (GO): transcription factor TFIID complex
Molecular function (GO): protein heterodimerization activity
Source: RefSeq, a predicted model, not a curated record
CUCCAGCUUACGAAGUUGAGCUACAAUGUAGUUCUUCCAAAUCUAAAUCUAUUCGAGCCAUCACUGUUCAGUGACCGUGGUUCUUACUUGUUAGAAUCCGGAUGUUUGAGGUUUUAUUGCUUUUGCUAAGAAUAUUUUUACGGGUUGUCCAAAUGGCAUUAGUGUUGUUAAACUGGGUUGGAUGCGCUACCCCGCUCUGUUCAGAGUAGGUGUUAGUGUUUGGGACGUAAAUGCUUAUGUCCUUUCAUUGCUAUCGCUCCUAUGGCGUAUAGUCUUUUUAAACGUCAUAUAACAAUAUGAAGUUUUUCUUCUGCAAUGUCAAGUGACUUCAGAAGUGCGAUGAUUCAGGUAAUUGCUCAGCUCUGUGGUCAAGUUGGCUUCGAACAAAUCACGGAAGCCUCACUUGAAUUGUUAAUUAGCGUUGUGGAAGCAUAUUUCCUCUCCUUAGUUAGAAAUGUAUAUACGUUGACGGCCUCAGACGGUUAUGCACAGGUUGCAGAUGGACUUCUAGCUUUGCGUUUGAUGGGUCAAACGCCUCAAGGCUUUGCCAAGUUUGUCAUAGAGAACAGUCAGUUUUUUACUCGAGCGCCUACUAUGACAUGUGGGCCGGUUUACGGAAAAUCGUGUUUAAAUAUCCCACCUGAAGAUCAUCCUGAAUUAGAAGAGCGGCCACCCUUCAUCCCUCGCCAUUUGCCGCUAAAUUAUCGCGAGGACUUUGGAAGUCAAACAUCUCAGGCAGAACCAAGCAUCAAAGAAUUUGCUUUCAAUGCUUGUUUAUCUCCUUCCUCACCUAAUACGGUAUCUACUAGUUCCAAUUGUCUUACUGGUGCAACCAGUACUGCUGUAACAACCGUUGCUCGUACACUUCCUGAAUGGGCCAACAGAUCUACAUAUCGUAUGACGUGUGUUUCAGUUGAUCCUCUAACUAAGUGCUUGGUGGAGCAUUGUCCUCCAUGGAAAGCCUCUGAUGUUUUGUCGGAGUCACCGAUUCCGGACAAUUAUGUGGGUUCGACAAAUAAUUACUUUUCAUCUAUCUCAAAAAGAGAACUUGCAUACGACUCAACACCAGAGGAUACAAAAAAUCCAUAUGUGUCUCCACCCUCACCUGCAAAACAAUGUGGUGCUAGUGAUGCACAGUGGGCAGCUGCUCUACAAGCUACUCCGUCGACGCAGCAACCGAAACGAAUCGUCUAUACUCCAAGUCGUUUUGAUCCUAGUUCCACACCAUCUUGGACACAUAUUAGACGAGCAGCAAAUUCAUCACGUACACCGUUGUUUGUUAAACAGCCUAUUGGGGCAGAUUCACGGUAUAAACGACAAGCUUCCUCACUUGCUUAUUCUUCAGCUCCAAAAAUUCCAAGACUGACUACUGGACGUCGAGCAAACAGGUGUUCUAAGUUUGGUCGAGGUCGAGCAAGUAAAUUAUCAAGGCAACGUGUUUCGAAAUCAAGUAGAUCAAAUUCUCCUAUCAUAGAGCAACAUUCAGAUAAUACUAAUUCAAUGGAAAAACCACUGAAUCCGACAAGUGGACAUUCCAGUUUCAAAGAAGAUAUUAUCAACACAGAACUUUCUCCGCUAGAUUCUGAUAUUUCUACAUUAUCGAAUACAAUCAAUUCGCCUAAAUCUUUGGAAGAAACAUCCGUAACCUUACCAGAGAAAGCCGCUGAUGAUAGUUCCAUGGCACCUAAAGUAGAUUCAGGAGAUGAAAAACAAACUGUAUGGAAUGGAAAAGAUUAUCCUGAUCAUGAUUCACCAUGCACUCCUCCAUUACGGAAUCCUGUAAAUAGUGAUUGCCUGAUAACAUCUGGUGUCUUAUCAUCUAGCUUAGUUACUUCACCGAAACGACUGGAGAAUCGCAUGAAAUCUGUUGGUGUUGAACUAUCUGAAUUAAAGGUUUUGAACAUUCCGGAAAGAAGUACUUCAUCCGGAACUCAAAAUAGUGUACGACUUAAAUCACACCCAUUUCGGCGGAGAGCUCGUGGACGAAGAAGAGAUAAGUGUCGAGUUUCGACAUUUAAUAGUUUAUUUCAAAAUCCUUUGCGGAAGUGUUCAGAUCCACUUCACAUUAAGUCACAGAAUCGUUCUUUCCAGACUGUUCAAAGUCUCGAACGUAUACCUAAGGUUGAAAAUAACGUAAAUGAUCACCAAACUGUUGCAGUCGUUCCAGACAACUCUUUCCAAAGUUCUCGACCCACUCGAUCAGUACAGAAAACCGGAAGGCGUACAGGGCUAAAUGCAGACGCUUUUCACGAUUCUAUAAAAAAUGAACCUAUCACCACACAGUUUUCUUCUGAUGUAAGAAUGGAAACUAUCUGCUCCCCAGCAUCAGAUACAACUGAACCGAUGACAUUUGGUGAAAGAGCAGAACUUCUUAGAAUUCUUUGUAUAGAUAAUAAUUCUGUGAAGGACACUUCAACUACCACCUUUAAUGUAGUUCCCAAUAAUCACUUUUUGAAGUCAGAGAAUCCGGUAUUUAGCAAAGAAAGCUUUGGUAAACUGCAACAGCAUGCAUCAAUUACAUUAAGAUCGCUACCUUCUUCUCCAUCAUCCCUUGAUUCCUUCCUCUCCUCUUCUUCUACUUCAAAAUCUUCACCUGAAGAAUCACUGCUUUUAAAAUCAGAAAUGAAUGAUGUAAAAGGCUGUGAUAAUUUCGGAGAUGACAUUUCUCAAGGUGUAAAUAAGUCCUCAUUUUCAAGCUCCUGUAUUCAGAAAACUGUCAAUACAAAUCUAUCACCUGUGAAUUUUUCAGAUUCUAAAAAAACCUCUCCAGCCACUUCUUGCAAUAAUAAAAUACAUACUACUCAUACUGCCUCUCCACCAGUGGAUACGUUAGGAGUUGGACCACCACCUCUUCUUCCUUUAUCUAGUAAAUCGGUUGAUCAAAAACGAUGUUCUUCCUCUUUGUUUUCAACAUCUGCUGAAAGUGAUCACAUUGCCGCACUUCCUCCUACCUUGAUGCCUUCCAGACAGUCGGAAUUGGUGUCGACUUCCAGCAGUUGCUUCUUUACAAAUUCACAGCCUUUGUCAUCUAAGCAAAUCAGCGAUAAAAAUGGAGGAUUGCGCAUUACAAUUAAACUAGGUGGCGGGACAUUAAACGAAGAACAUCUUGCUUCAUCUCUUUCCCCUUCAUCAUCUUCUUCCUUAUCUUCAUCAGAGUCAACUUCAGGGGAUGAAGACAACUCAACAACUCAUUACAUACAGUCACAAAAUUCAACCCAGAUAUUCAAAAGGGAACCGAAUGAAAAUAGUGUUUUGAACUUAGUGGAUAAGGACAGACCAAGUAGCCAUUCUGUAUCAUUGUCUCAGUCAACAACAUUUACAGAAAAAACACCAAAGCUUGUUAUUCGCCUCGGGAAUGGUUCUAUUGCAGCAUCUCAGCCACAGACUAUUGCAACUACACAUCCUCAGUCGGUUAGUCAAAAUCUGACAAAUUAUUCAGAAAAUCCCACUUCAGUUGUUGACAAGAAGCAUUCAAGUUCUUUAAUAACCCCACCACCUCCUUUACAAUUGACUAUCUCUCGCGACAGACUAAAAUAUAGAGGCCGCACUGCUUCACAAGGUAGCGAUUCAAAUGCAUCAAAUACGAGUUCAACAAUUACAGGAAGUCUUUCAAGUAGUGAAGAAGAAGUAAUUGUUCAUCCUCACAUUAGUCCUACGGGAUCUGCGAGUUUGCCACCGCCUCCUUCUCUGGAACGCUUGCCACCUCGACCAGGUCAUGGUGGUUUCCUAACGACUAAACCUACCACUCAAAGACAUUUAGUUCAUCAUUCUCAGUUACCACCUCCAUCCCUAACAAACAGUAUAAAGAAAUCAGACAAUAUUUUGCCUUUGAAGCACAUAGUUUCACCAGGCACAAUUAUGUCAAAUGGUCCUAAUCCUACCGCUACUCAUUGUCACCUUCCACCUCUUCUUCCACUAUUUUCGUCGGUUUCGGAACAAAAGGAGUCUAUCUCACUAUCAUCUAAGUCAAGUCCAGUUUCAACAGAACAGUCUUUACAUUGUGACAAUUCAAAAUCAACUUCACGUCUCGGUGACAGAAAAAAAAGAAGACUCACUGAUCAGGAUUCUCGUUCACCUCUAGGCAAGCGAAGAACAUUGAUCCAGUCCUAUGCAGUUCAUUCACCAGAAACUGAAUCAGUUAUUAAGAGACCACGUGCUACAGUCGAUUCCGUCUUUACAGAUGAUGAUAGUGAUACUAAAAACGAAGAAAAAUCCCCUCUGUUGUCACUUACAGCUUCAUGUUCAAAUGACUCAGUUAAUAACCAGAAAUCCCUUCGUCCAUCUAACAGCGAAAAUAUGUAUAUAUCUAAUCCUCCUGCGAAUUCUUUAGCUCCCUCUCUUAAUUCCACUGUAUCUCCUUUGAAAACCCAACCACGAACAAAACAUACUGGUUUGUAUAACAAGAAGUCUUUAUAUCGUCCUGUCACCAAGUUAUCAUCUCAUACCAGUAGUACAAAAAGUUCUGCAUCACUUAAAAGUGGGAAAGUUCGUGGCCGAUCCAAACUCAUACCUGCUUCGCCAAUCAAAACCCCAUCAAGUAAUAACAUCUCUUCCAAAGUGGUUCACCGUGAAUCUGCUUCACAAAUCGUUGUUGAAUCUGCUGGCAGCUCAUAUUAUUUUAAUAAUGAUGGUGAGCAAAUAUGGUUAUGUCCUAUUUGUUUACUGGAAGAUGAUGGCAAUUUGAUGAUUGGCUGUGAUAAUUGUCAAGAUUGGUAUCAUAGCACAUGUUUAGGGCUUUCCAAGGCUCCUGAAGUUCCCCAAUGGUUUUGUCCAAAGUGUUCACAAAAACCAUUACCACCAAAUACACUUAUAAAAUUGUCAAGUAAAGAUUCUGUUUCUCAUCUUACAAAAGGCAGCUCACGUGGUUCUGUAACCUCUCACCCGAAAGUUAAACACUCUAAACGUGAAUCAGGGUCUAGAAAUCCAAAACACAAACCCAAACGAUAAUCAUAAUAUUUUGAACAAUCAUCUCAACCACUAGCUGCCUUUUAUCGAUUUUUGCUCUUUGUACAUAGUUGUAUAUUGUAUCCAGAUAAAAAAUUAUUAAUUUUGCUGAUUUUUACUGUUGGACUUGUAAUUAAUUAAAAUUUCAUCAAAACUAAAUCACUUUUGGAUUACUAUGCACUGUUUUCUAAAAUGUUAAUAAAAAUCCAAUAUCUGAAGUAAGUGAUGGUUUAUUGUAUAGAAAAUUGUAAGUUGUAGAUCACUAGUUGUACUGUGUUGAAAUGAAUCUGAGAUUUUCUAAAUCCUAUUGUAAUCGGUAAAGUACGUGCUAUAUCUUACUUCAUAAAGCUUAUUUCUUUUUGUUUAAUAUUAUAGAAUUUUAUACAUUAUAUACGAACGUUUAUACUUGUGUGUGAUCCGUUUUAUACCCGUGGUACCAUAUUCGUAAAGCUUUCGUUGUGCAUACCUCUGUUUGGUGACAGGUCAUACAUGAUUGCUUAUAGGAUUUCCAACCUCACUGAGAACUGGAAUACUUGUUAUUCAGGUGGUUUGGAGAUAGUGAUUAAUUGAAGUGUGACUGAGGGUCAGUUGGACUGUUCCCUUGAGUGUUCUGCCCAUCGGCCGGGUCUCUUGAAUCGGGGGUGGAUAAUGGUCCUUUUUUGUGGGAUAGUCUCACUAACAGUUGGAUGUUUAAUCCUUGUUUCCUUGAUAAGUUUGAAUAGUUGUCGCCGUUGCCUUUUCUAUCAUUUUUGACUAUUCUACCCACCACUACUGAUGAUCAUUUGAAAGACUUUAUUAGCCUACGUUCAGAUUACCUCCAACCCUUAUGGUAUUUAGAGCUAGGCGAGCUGAGCAGUAGUUAUCACUACUGUUUCCACAGAUGUUCAGAUAAUAUCCUAUUCUCCUUCGAUAUGUAUUUUGUAUUCAUGUUAUUUUAACUGCUUCUCUGGUUGCUCCGAAAAUAUUUUCUAGACUUUUAUUAUAACAUUGAACUGUUACAAUAUAUCUUGCCGUGUCUUUUUAUUAUCCUGUAAGACGCAUAUUAACGAUGACUGCAUACUCUUCCAUUCUUGAUUUCGUAGUCUACGUUGCAAUAAUGUAUUGGUAGGGGUAAUUUUUAAAAACUUUUUACAUUUUAACCUCAUUAGUUUUACUGGACACAUUACUAACUGAAAGAGAAUGGGCGAACAUGCAAAAUGGAUCAAGUACCAACAGGCUCUAUAGUGCAGCUCUUCCGUUAACUAGCCAUUUAAAAGUUAAGCACUCAAAUACAUUUGUCCUUAAUAAAAAUAUGUUUCGUCACACUUUUCCUUAAAUUUCGUAUCUGUUUCCUGUAGUGCUGGAUGCCUAUUCUUAGUUUUUGUGACAUCUAUCGUAUACUAGGUUUUCUUAAAUAGACUUAUUACAUUGGUCUGAAAUAGCAUGCAUUUUUCACCUACAAUGGUUCAUCAAAUAUAUGUGCAUAGUGAUGUGUUUUCUUGGGUCAAUGUCUUUAUUUAUUCGUCUCUGUUACUGUCAAUUGAAGCAAAGGGUUGAUAUUCGGCUGUAGCAUGGAUAUUUUUAUCGUGCUAGGCAUAGAUUUGGAAAACACUUCAUAUUUCCGUGAUAGCAAUCGAUUACCAUUUCACAGACCGUUGACUUGUCAGAGAUAUUCUUUAAUUAACCAAAAGUUCGCAAUACUCAAAACCUCGACAGUAAGAUGGUCUUCUAUUACUCAAUAGAAAGUCAACAUAACUCUAUAGGCUCAACUGAUACGAGCUUCAGUCUAAGUGCUUUAUGCUCGUAAAUAAUUAUUCAUGAGAUUUUAACUUUGAUAUAUUGGUUCCAGAGUGGCACACCCACCUGUUUUACUUAUGUUAUCCAGUCGGACACCUAAGUCAGUCAGUCAGCUACAACGUAGGACCAGGCACAUAUGUGCAUCGGUCCAGGUUGCCAUACCGCAUCAGCACAACAAGAUGAACACCGGAUUCAUAGCAGUGGUUAGGUCAAAGGUAGUAAUAUAUAAGAGAAAGAUUGCAUAUAGAGAUAUAGUACAAGAAGAAAGAAUUGGUUCGUAGAAAGAAAGAUAUGAAGCGAUUUUAAUCUCUUAGUUUAAGGGAAGACAGGGAGUUUAUACACCGACGCCAUUGUGAUCGAUUCUGAGCCAUGUCACCAAGAGUCUCCAACCAUUGGUUACGAUAGUCACGCGGAUCCCAACCAAGUAGUCUGCAUCUACCAACAUGGCUCAGACUAGAAGUCAGUGUCUUCAAGCACUGAUGCCACGUUUUGGUUUGGCCGCCCCUAACUUUCUUCCAACCAUCUCCAACACCGGUUAGCCUUGCACGUCGUGGUAAUCGGUGUUCAGGCAUACAUAACAC